UUUAAAACACAAUGGUCGGCUUACGUGAUCAAUCUGGCCCUUUAAAGAUGCGAUAGAAUGCACGCAGAUAAUCACUGACGCGCGGCGUGGGCAUGACCGCACACCGAGGUAUUCUGGGCAACCUGGUUUUCUGUUGCUGAUGUGACACGUGGCUGAAGAAGGAUGGGCGGCGGAUCCAGUAUUUUCACGCAACAAGAGCUGAGCGAUUAUCAGGAACUGACGUAUUUUACAAAAAAAGAAAUUCACCACGUUUUUAGAAGAUUCGAGAGCUUGGCGGCAAACAAUGGUAAGGAAGUGACGAAACAAACAAAGCUAUCCCAUGAUGAUCUCUUCAGUCUACCGGAACUCAGUGUUAACCCGUUUCAAGACCGCAUCGUGAAAGUGUUUUCGUCGUCUGAUGAUACAAAAAUGUCUUUUGAGGACUUCCUGGAUAUGAUGUCAGUAUUCAGCGACAACGCCCCCCUGUCAAUCAAAACAGAGUACGCCUUCAGAAUUUAUGAUUUUGAUGAAGAUGACAUGAUUGGUCGUGGUGAUUUACACAAAGUAAUAGACAGACUGACAGGUGAUCAGAAACUUGGCGAGUCUGACAUGGAGCAACUAAUUGACUCUAUUAUGGAUGAAGCAGACCUGGACAAUGAUGACGCAUUGUCAUUUGCCGAGUUUGAGCACGUGGCCACUAAAAACCCUGAAUUUAUGACGAGUUUCAGAAUACGUUUGUAAACAUGGCUGUAUCAAAACAAGAGAAGGGGUGUUUACAUGUGGUGAAUUGAAAACUUGACUGUACCGUGAGGUUUAACCCAAAGGAUAAUGAAUUAUGUACAUUUUGAUGAUAUUGAUGUCGCCCACUUACCUGUCCAAAACACGUUAUACAGGUGAUCAUUCAAUAGAGGCAUAUUGUUUUAAGACACGUGUUACAAUCGUGCUACAAACAAAAAUAUUGAUGCGUGGCUAGUUAUAUAUUUCUUGUUAUUAUUACGAUUUUACAAACCAUAUGGAUUAUCUAUGUGAAAGAUAUGAAGAUAGUAGCAAGCGAAUUUGAUUAGGUUAUAUAACCUUUUAUAUAUAUAUAUAUAUAUAUAUAUAUAUAUAUAUAUAUAUGUUAUGUUAUACUUGCAUGCCCCAUUAUGUUAAAUAAGCUUUUUAUCUUUUUUCCCUGUGAUUAUAGCUUGUAAUUUGCUAAUUUCGCAAUGUGUUGAUAUGUCUGUGAUAAUAAAAAUCCAUUUGAUACAAA
Ostrea edulis (European flat oyster) is the source of this 1231-nucleotide messenger RNA. RefSeq names its product calcium and integrin-binding protein 1-like. NCBI's taxonomy places the organism in Eukaryota, Metazoa, Mollusca, Bivalvia, Ostreida, Ostreidae. Bases 163 to 720 code for a protein of 185 amino acids. The transcript is spliced from 8 exons. Gene Ontology annotation, molecular function: calcium ion binding. The record is from RefSeq and is a predicted model, not a curated record.